GGAGGCGCCCGACGGCGGGCGCAGGCGCCGCAGCGCUUUUACCUCAGCGCCCUCGCUUCAGCGCCAUGGCCCGCGGGGGGCCGGCGGCGGUUGUGGGUGCAGUCGUUUGCCUUUGCUUCCUGGCCCCGGCGGCUGAGGGCUUCAAGAAGAGAGGACCCAGCGUCACAGCCAAGGUGUUCUUUGAUGUGAAGAUUGGAGACAAAGAUGUUGGCAGAAUUGUAAUUGGAUUGUUUGGAAAAGUUGUCCCAAAGACUGUGGAAAACUUCAUUGCACUGGCAACUGGAGAAAGAGGAUACGGAUACAAAGGAAGUAAAUUUCAUCGUGUGAUCAAAGACUUCAUGAUUCAAGGAGGAGACUUUACAGCUGGAGACGGAUCAGGAGGAAGAAGCAUCUAUGGAGAGAGGUUUCCAGAUGAGAACUUCAAGCUCAAACAUUAUGGAAUAGGAUGGGUUAGCAUGGCUAAUUCUGGCCCAGACACCAAUGGAUCUCAGUUCUUCAUCAGUGUGACAAAGCCUUCCUGGUUAGAUGGAAAACAUGUAGUAUUUGGCAAAGUCCUUGAUGGAAUGUCAGUGGUGCACUCGAUAGAACUCCAGCAGACAGAUGAACAUGACCGACCCCUUCAAGACUGUGUGAUUGUGAACAGUGGCAAAAUAACUGUUAAAGAACCUUUUGUAGUUGAAGUAGGUGACUGGUGAGGCCAGCAGUCAGCAUGGAAACUAAAAAUCACUUUUCCUUAAGGCCUGUUUUCAACCGGUCUCAACGACCCAUUGAAAUUGCAGUAUGUAUCGUUUGCCAAAUACCUAUAUGAUAUAACCAUUUCUUUAACAACUUGUUGGAACUAUCACGCCUUGAAAUUCAAGACAUCCCACUAAAUGCUAGAUCUUGCAGAAAGUCUUCACAAAAUAAAAUCCAGUACUUUGCUGUUCCAAGGUUUGAAAAUGCAGUAAUUUGGUUCUCGGUGGAAAAUUUUGCAGUAUUUGUUUCUGCCUUUUCAACUGAAAAGACUGUUUCCUGUAACACAUUCAGCAUUUUUAAAAAUGAAAAAAAAAAAAAAAAGAAAAGUAAAAUA
Molecule: messenger RNA, 1069 nt
Organism: Dryobates pubescens (Downy woodpecker)
Lineage: Eukaryota; Metazoa; Chordata; Aves; Piciformes; Picidae
Gene: PPIC
Product: peptidylprolyl isomerase C
Exons: 5
Coding region: 66-695 (209 amino acids)
Biological process (GO): protein folding; protein peptidyl-prolyl isomerization
Cellular component (GO): intracellular membrane-bounded organelle
Molecular function (GO): peptidyl-prolyl cis-trans isomerase activity
Source: RefSeq, a predicted model, not a curated record